Messenger RNA from Chlamydomonas reinhardtii, 2041 nucleotides. RefSeq lists its product as uncharacterized. Gene Ontology annotation, cellular component: mitochondrion. The record is from RefSeq and is a predicted model, not a curated record. Gene Ontology annotation, molecular function: pyruvate dehydrogenase (acetyl-transferring) kinase activity. NCBI's taxonomy places the organism in Eukaryota, Viridiplantae, Chlorophyta, Chlorophyceae, Chlamydomonadales, Chlamydomonadaceae. The coding region runs from base 282 to 1487 and encodes 401 amino acids. Gene Ontology annotation, biological process: regulation of glucose metabolic process; protein phosphorylation. The transcript has 10 exons.
GGAUACCUGCCACUCCGCAUACCCCACCACAAGGUCGCGGUCUGAACCGCAAGCCACUGCGCUCUGAGACUCCUCGCCUACGCUGCCCUCUACCUGAUUUCUUAUCAUCUUUAUUUACAUGACUUCACAAGGAUGCGAAACCAAUGACAAGGGUUCCUGGCCUUCAGGCGUGCAAAGUGUCGGGCGUCGCUGAGUCCCAAGCGGGCUUGCGCGCGUGUUUUCUAUCGUGUUCACAAUAGGAAAUAGGUCCUGAACAUCUCGCAUACAGAGCAGGAGCCGCGAUGUUGGCAAGCCUUGCGCCUCAGUGGAGCGCUGGUUUCGGCUUCGCAGCUCGGGCGUUCGCUAAAACAGCUGCAUCCGCGGCAAGACAGGGAGCCAUCGGCUCUGUCAGGCUUAUCGACUCCUUUCACAAAGAGACGGUGGACGACAUCUUCGCGCAUGCGCUUAAGAAGCAGACUGGCGUUAGCCUUAAAUACAUGCUCGACUUUGGGCAAAAUCCGAUUGAGCGGCAGCUGCUGCUGUCGGCACAGUUCCUGCACAAGGAGCUGCCGGUGCGGCUAGCGCACCGCGUGGCGGAGCUGGAGAACCUGCCGUAUGGGCUCAGCGCCAAGAAGCACAUACUGCAGGUGCGGGACUGGUACGUAGAGUCGUUCCGGGACCUGCGCUCCUUCCCGCACGUCAAGGACGCUGCGGACGAGCUCAAGUUCACAGAGCUGCUCAGGGGCAUCUACCGCAGGCACGCCAACGCGGUGCCAGUCAUGGCCAAGGGCGUCAGCGAGCUGCGCGAGGAGCUGCGGUUGCAGCAACGGCUGACGGAGCUGCCUGAGAUCCACCAGUUCCUGGACGGCUUCUAUCUCAGCCGCAUUGGCAUCCGCAUCCUCAUCGGCCAGCACAUUGCGCUGCAUGAGCCGUCCAAGCCCAACCACAUCGGCCUCAUCUGCACCAAGUGCAGUCCGGUGCUAGUGGCGCAGGACGCCAUCAACGACGCACGCAGCAUCUGCAUGCGCGAGUACGGAGACGCGCCCGAGGUGUCUGUUUACGGCAGCCCGGACUUUGUGUUCCCUUACGUGCCCAGCCACCUGCACCACAUGCUGUUUGAGCUGGUCAAGAACAGUUUGAGGGCGGUGCAGGACCGGUUCGCAGACAGCGACGACGCAGCGCCGCCCAUUAGGCUGGUUGUGGCGGAGGGCGGUGAGGACGUGACGUUGAAGGUGUCAGACGAAGGAGGCGGCAUUCCGCGCUCGGGCCUGGCCAACAUCUGGACCUACCUCUACUCCACAGCCAAAAGCCCUGUGGACCCGCGUCAGGUUGAGGACGUUGACAGCGGCCCGGUGGUGCUGGCGGGCUACGGCUACGGCCUGCCCAUCAGCCGCCUGUACGCCAGGUACUUUGGCGGCGACCUGCAAAUCAUCUCCAUGGAGGGCUACGGCACUGACGCCUACCUGCACCUCAACCGCCUGGGCACCAGCCAGGAGCCGCUGCCCUAGACAGCGGCCAGGCGCAAUGUACGCGAGGGUUGUGAGAAGUUUAGGCAGGUAGAGGGCAGUGAUGGCAGGUGCCGUUGUGCGCGCGUUGUUGUGGCAGGGGUACGAGAGCAUGUGGGUGAAGAACGUUUGCCCGAGGGGAGGGGUUACUCAACAAGUUUCCACAACGUGUGUGCGCUCACGGCGAUGCGCAGGAUGAGUUUUGGAGAUGGGAAGAUGAAAUUGUAGCGCGUACUGUUGGCUUGGUUGCAAUGGGCGCGGAUGGUUGUGGCUCAUUCAAUGCGUAAUUAGGAGUAUGUGGCCAACAUUAGGUGCAUGGUUGGCCUGUGACGGCAGUGCGGUAGGGCCACAUGCCGCCAGGCGAUGCUGUAUGCCGGGACGACGACGGCGGGCGGAGGCUAGAACGUUAUCAUGCACGAGAUCGCCUUGGCAGGGGGAAGGACCUUGGGAGUGCAGAGCGCUGAGAAAGACACGAGUUGGACAGAGGCAAGAGCAUGGGCAUGGGCAUGCUGCCUGAGUCUGUACUGAACCGACCCAAAAGUAACCGAAACAUCCGA